CCAGUUUCACAAGCUGGAGCCGACCCAACGGCAGGCUGGGGACCAAAAUCUAUGGUUAAGGCUGGCAAAAAUUUUCCAACAGCUAACGCUCGAGCUAACAGAAAUAAUGUCGAUUCAGAAGCCACAGCGCAUCGUCAUGGUCUUCCUGGCAAGCAUAAGUAUAGGGAAUGGGGUGAACGACAUGGAGAGUUAAAGCCUGAAAAGACCACAUCACAUAAGGAUGCAUUAACAAAAUUUUUGUCUAACGAUGAGCCAUCACGACGGACAGUUUUUGAGUGCGAUUUUGAAGAUCGAAUUUUACAAACAGAACCUGAAACGUUACCGGAGCGUAUCGCAAGGACAGAAGAAGUUGAAGGAUCAUUACCAUAUGUGCCUACAGUUCAAUCGGUAACAAUUGCAGAAACUAGCUCAGGUCCUGAAGUUUUAACGAUUCUAACUUAUGCUCCACAAGUUCAGUUCGUCACUGCAACAGUUAAAAAGGCUAAACGAUUACCUUUUAAUAACAAACCUUUUGCCCGUAUAAUGUUGUUCGAAGGUCGUCGAUUGUUAGAACAAAAGCAGACAACAGUAACACCGAUAACUUCUUGUAAUGGAUGUAUUAAAAUGCGGUCAAGAUCAAAACCAAAUGCACUUGGUUCACCACCAUCACCAAGUUUUGCAUCAUCAUUGAAGCCAAAUGAUGCUGUUUUCUCUGAAUCAUUUUUGUUCCGUAUGACACCAGAAAUGUUGGAUCGUUGUCAUAUUGUUAUACAGAUGUAUGAUACAGAUCCAUCGGAUAGUACCAAUACAGCAUUCCCAGUUGGGCACUGUGUUGUUGGUCCGCUAAGUCCAGGUACAGGUUGUGCACAUUGGCUUCAGAUGAUCAGAAAAAGUGGCCUUCCAGUUUGCAUGUGGCAUCGUAUGGUUGAAUCAUAG
Molecule: messenger RNA, 915 nt
Organism: Enterobius vermicularis (human pinworm)
Lineage: Eukaryota; Metazoa; Nematoda; Chromadorea; Rhabditida; Oxyuridae
Source: the annotation of a GenBank genome assembly